AUGGAGAUCUACGACAGCAGAUACUUCAUCCACAACAAGCGUUUCCAAAAGGCUCUCGGAGUCUGGCCGUACCAGAGCCGCGCGAAGAACAUCGUCGUUUGCGGACUGCUCUUACUCCUGAUGCUGGGUAUGCUCCUGCCCCAAAUAGUACGGCUGAAGAAGUACGCGGGCAAGGAUUCGGACAAGAUGAUGGAGAACAUUUUCAUCCUGUUCUACAUCUUCGGGAUCUACAUCAAGCUCUUCACGGCUGUUUAUGCGGAGAAUAGGCUGAAAGUCCUCUACGAGAGCACAGCGAAGAACUUUCAAAUCUACACCGGCGAGGCGGAGAGAAGGAUUCUGUACGAGUACUCCGAGAGGGGCAGGCUUCUCACGCUUGCCUUUAUCGUAUACAUGCUUCCGGCGGUGACGGUGUACGUGAUGCUGCCGAUGUGUCCCAUCAUCAUGGACGCGGCCAAGCCUCUGGACCAUCCGCGCUACCGAAUGUUUAUUUUGAACGGGGAUUAUCUCGUCGACGAAUACGACUACUACUUCUAUAUCUACGCCUUCGACAGUAUGGCUGCUAUCGUGACCGUCGCUAUCAUGUGCGCGACCGACCCCAUGUACGCGGCGAUCGUCGAGCACUGCUUGGGACUGUUUUCCAUUUGCAAGUUGCGACUAAAGAACUUUAACAAGCCGAAUGGGACGAAGGCGAUCGAAAAGACCUACUACUACUCUGAGACCUGUGGGGAUGAGUACGCGUACGCCGCGCUCGUUAAGGUGGUUCAGCUGCACAAGGAUAUUUUUAAAUACACCGAGAUCAUGCAGGCGUCGUAUUCGCUGUACUUUUUGCUGGAGAUGGGGGUCACCAUGGGCGUCGUCGUGUGCAAUUCUGUCAUAAUCGUGAUGAAGCUGAGCCAGCCCUUGGAACUCGUUAGGUGGUCCCUUGUGCUGAUCGGUGGGCUGUUGCACAUAUUCUUUCUCACCUGGCCCGGGCAAAAACUGAUCAACUUCAGCGGUGAUAUUUUUCAAGACACAUACCUCAACGAUUGGUACGAAAGUUCAUUGAGAUGUCAAAAGCUACUGAAAUUCAUGUCGUUGAGAUGCCUGAAGCCAUGCGAGUUGUCCGGAGGCGGACUCUACGUGAUGAACUUUAUCAACUUUGCGACGAUUCUCAAAACAUCAGCGUCAUACAUCACUGUCUUCUCGUCGUUCUAA
This is a messenger RNA of Nasonia vitripennis (jewel wasp), 1194 nucleotides long. It is a transcript of the gene Or133, whose product is annotated as odorant receptor 133. The transcript has 9 exons. The coding region runs from base 1 to 1194 and encodes 397 amino acids. Gene Ontology annotation, molecular function: olfactory receptor activity; odorant binding. Lineage: Eukaryota; Metazoa; Arthropoda; Insecta; Hymenoptera; Pteromalidae. Gene Ontology annotation, cellular component: plasma membrane. The record is from RefSeq and is marked inferred. Gene Ontology annotation, biological process: sensory perception of smell; detection of chemical stimulus involved in sensory perception of smell.